AUGAAUAUCUCCCCAAUAAAGUACGAAUCGAAAAUCCUGAACAACCUGGCCAGCAUGCUAAAGCUUAGCGAAAAAACAGACAAAGAAAUAUGGAACGAAAUAAAGGAAGAAAAGGAACAUAUCCAGUUCGAGAUUGAUGAAGACAUAAAGAAGGUCAUCGAUGUGAACAAAAUUAACUGUACCUGUGAAGAAUCAAAAAAAAAAAUCGAAGAAUAUAAAGGGAAGAAGUUUGAAUAUUAUUACAAUGUGGAAACAUAUGGAGUGGAUUUUUUCCUAGACAUAUGCAAUGCUCUAGGUAGGUCUAACUACAAGCCAUUCCUAUCAGAGGAAGGGAAAAAAGAAGUUAUGAAUGGAUUAAGAAUUAGAAGAAAUUCGAAUUUGUAUAGGUAUGUCUCCUUUUUUUUAAGUAAAGAAAGACUAAAUAAGGAAAGACUAAAUGAUGGAAAAACACCGGAACAGAUAUUCCACUGUUUUAGGUGCCUAAAGAGUGUACUACACAUAUAUGUGGAUGAUCAAAAUAAUCGGAAGAGGAAAAUGUAUCUACAGGAUAACAUGUAUAUCACAGAAGAAAUGGAAGAGAAAAUGGAAAACGACAUACUUAGGGAGAACCAGAAAAAUAAUAAUGUGAAUCCUCCCAACGUUAGGGACGGAGUAAUAAGCGUCAGCAAAUACAAAGCCAAGUUAGCUUCCAUAACUAGGAAGUCAAAUGAAAAAAUUAUGAAAACUAUUAUGGAGCAUUCGAGGGAUAUGCAGAAGGGAAGAAAUGGCAGAGAAUUCCUUUCCCGUAGUGGCACCCAACAUAUAGGUAAAGACUCCUCCAUUAACGGGGAUAACCACUCCAGUAGUCAUCACGAAAAACUGAACAAAAGUAACUCCUUCGAGGACAACAAGCAUUACAAAACAUCAGGCUUUUUCGAAAAACACGAAUUAAAUCAUUUUAGCGACUCCGUCAAUGAUUUUUCCAAUGACGGAGAAGCAGAAAGUACACACAAAAAUGCGCAUAGUAAAAAAAUGACAAACUUGAAAAAUAGCCCCGUGACAAAUAAUUUAAUACAAAAGAACGCACCGGGGGGAAACUUAUUUCUCACCAAGAACAGGGAAAGAGAACGGCGGAAGGCGCAAACCAGCACGAGAAAAAAACACAGUUCCAGUUCAAGUAAAAAAUCGGGUUCAGUCAAGAAAAAUGACCCAGGUGAUAUGGUCACCUCGGUCGAUAUGGGAGUGGACGGGGUGGCCCUGCCGGGGGGUGAUCCCAACGGGGGCAGUAAACCCGAUGUGGAUGGUGCCCAAUGUGACAACGCCCCAACAGAUGAACCUGCAUUCGAAGUGAUGACGCAGCGGAAUGAAUCUCCCCAUGAGUUGAUUCAAAGUGAAGCCGUGCAACACGCCAAAUGGGAUAAAAAGUUAAAUGCAGAAGGGGAACGGGGCAGCUUAUUAACAGAGCACACGAUAAGCCCAGUCGAAACGAAGAUAUCCACCGGGGAAGACGAAGUAAACUCGAAAGAAGUCGUGUCGGAUGAAGCUGACAAGGAGAGUUAUCAAUAUGACGUCUAUCAAAAAACGUCCCUCGUGAAAAAUGCAUCCAACGGGGAAGAGAACUAUGACUUCGACGGAAGCGAUGAUGCGUCCUACUCCACGGAUGAUUCGAAUUAUAAAAGGUACAUGACGAGGAGGAGAACAAAACUGCUGCAGGAAGGAAAAAUAGUCAUCGAUUUGAAUAUUCUAAACGGAAAUGCAAUCAACGCAUGGGAAAAGAAGGAAAAGGAAGAAGAAAUUGAGGAAAAAUACAAAGAGAGAUGUCAAGAAAAGAACCAAGAAAGGAUCAGAAUGGUUACAAUAAGAAAAAACUUAGAAGAGAAAAAAAUGUUUUUAUGCAAAAUAGAAGAGGUAGCAAAAAGGAGAAAUAAAAGACAUGUUAAAACGCAAGUAUUGUCGAAAGACUCAAAAAUUGAGAGAGCUUAUUUUAGUCAUAAAAUGAAAAAAUUCUACAAUUCAAAGUCCGGGUAUUUUGGUUGUGGUUGGUCUAACAACAGAACCCAGUGGACUCCAUUUAUCCAUGCCCCCUUUUUUGAUAACCGCUAUAAUAAUACUAUAUAUAAAAAUAGGAAUAAAAAAAUGUAUGAAGAAAUAUACGACACUUUGUUACAUGGGAGGAUCCACCCGGCUGUUAGAAUUGUCGAAUUGAAGGACCACAAACAUCCUGUGAGAUUGUCCACUCCCCACCAUGAAGAUUGCUAUUCAGUCGUUUACACGGGGGAAAAAAUCCUCGCAUCGGAUGAUCGGGUCAUUUUUGGAGAAUACACUGGUUAUGUGGCGAACAACAGGGAGCUGUCACAGGACAAACACCAGUACAUGUUCGCCCUAUCCUUCAGCAAGAAAGUUUUUAACGAUAGAAAGAAUGUCGUUUUUAUUAAUGAGAUUGAGUCGGACGAGGAGGGUGUGCUGAAAGGGGGCAACUUCCACGGGGGACAUGCUAAUGGCAACAUGACCCAUCGUGAUAGCAGCAACUGUAGCGAAUAUGCAACCAAUCCGAGCAGCGAAGGAACCUAUUUAAAUGAUGAGCAAAAUUUUCAAGAAGCAGCUCAUACGAACGGUGAUAUAAAUGCAAAGCGUAGAGGAAGUCCCACCCCCAAUUUGACUACACAAUGUGAAAAAUCGACCCAGAGUUACACCAAAGAGAUGAAGAAAUCUAAGGGGAUGAAUAAUAAGAUUAUCCUGCCAGAUAAUUACACAUACGCUGUUGACUCAUCCUACAUGUUCAACGAAAUGUCACUAGUUAAUCAUUACAAAACAUGUGCCAUUUUUAACAAUUACGAUUUUAGGAUAAAUGCGGAGUGGCAAUUGGUUUACCUUGAUGGCUGGCCACACAUUAUUCUUACCUCCAUCCCAGGAGUAGAAAUAAAUACAGGGGAAGAACUUUUCGCGGACUUUGGCUUUGAAUGGUUCGAAAGGGUUAACGAUAUCUGUCUGAAUGAUUUUAUUAAAAAUAGCUAUGCAUACAGAUUAAGCAAGUUAAAUCUUUGUAUAGAAAAAAAAUUCAAUGGAAUAGAUGACAUAGUGGAGGAGUACAACUUGAUGAAAAAUCACACCACGUGCAAUAUAUGCAUGCACAGCGUCAACACAGAUAGUAGUAACGGCUUUAUUACCUGUUCCGGUUGUAACCAUAUCUAUCACCUAACAUGUGUGCAAAAAUUAAAUGCAGAAGUGAACGAGAAUUACGAUUGGUUCUGCGCAAGUUGUGUCAAAUUCUGCAUCAAUGUGCUGAACCAGGAAGAAUUCUUAUCCUAUCUAGAAAUGGAAAACCACAAACAAUUGGUCGACCAUUUUGGUGAUAUGUGUGUGGAAAAUUCUAGCAAGUUAUCCAGGUUGUUAUCCCCACAGGUAGACGAUACCCCCUUAUGUCACACCGACGGGAAGGACACAACAGAAGUCACUACCUAUCCUAACUGUACUAAACAGUAUGACAAGAUACGGAAAUUACUACGUUGUAGGGAAAAUAUUAUCGACCUGGUGAAGAAUAAAGAGGUAAUUAACUCCUACUUAGAGAACACCGAAAAGGAAAUGAACUAUCUAGAUAACGCUCAAAAGGGGGAAGAUUUAUCCUUUAAGAAAGACGAAAUGAAGUGUCUGCUGCAAAACAGCUUUGAACUCCACCUUCUUGUUGAGUAUAAAAAAAAAAUCGAUGAUUUACUCGUAAGCAGGGAAAAGGUAGACACAUUCUUCAAUGACGAAAAGGCCAAAAAGACCAUGCAGUUGAGAAAACGAACCAUAAACUACCUGCUAGAAAAUAGGAAAUGUAUAGAAAAGCUGGUCGACUCGAUGGAACGAGGUAUUCCCAUUGUGUUUGCACACAAGGAGGAGGUCCACCCUUCGGAAGAGGACACUACAUUGAGGGGGCUGAAGGAGGAAUUCCAGCAGGAGCAUAACCUCGCAAUGGUGAAAUAUGACCCAUGUUUUAGUAGGGAGAAAAGUCCCGAUUCAGGCACUAACGAACACACGAAUGGGAGCAUUUCCAACUCGUACGAAAAGAUUUUGUAUAACAAGUCGAACGAUGUCAUGAAUAAUUUAAGAGAAAUAAGAAAUGGUACCCCCUUUCGCGGUAUAAAAAGCGAUGCACUAAACUGUCCCACAUCCAGCAGCAGUAACACGGGUAGCAGCAAAAAUCUCUGCUUCAAUAAUAUGAUGAAGUUGAGCAAAAAGAUCUUAGGAUUCCCUUUGUUAACAGAUUUCGAAAAAGGAAUGAACACCAACCAGCCGUGUCUUCCCCUGAGCGAUCACCUAAAAAGGCUCUCUGUGUGCACCGUUUGUUAUAGCAAGCAUAAUGACUUGGCUAAGGCCAUUAUAUGUAGAGUUACCAAGAUGCAUUUUGAGCCUAACUACAAUGACGGGUUGAGUGAAGAAGACAUGUUUAAGACGUCCAGCGAAUGCAUCCAGUCAAUCAUUCGCGAAUUGGCCAACACGAUAAAGGAAUACCGAAAGAGGGAGCUGGGCGGGGCCUACGUACAGGAGGUGGAGCUCAGCGGGAAUAGCAACUUUGGAAGCUGCAGCAUCGGCAGUUGUAGCAGUCCUGGCGAGAUCAACACUAACAGCGUGGGAGCUCCAUUAGCUAACCACCAUAACGAUAUCCACGCAGAAGCUCAUUCACCCAGUUCCGUCCCUAGUAGGACAGAAAUAGUGGAACCAGUCAGUUCCAGCAUAAAACUUCUACCGCAGAAAGCAUUUUAUGAGAUGAUGAGCGACCCUCCAUGUAUUGACAGGCGCCAAGGGGAUACAAACAACCCCCUUCAGAAUAAUACGCCUCCCUUGUUAUUGGAAAGCAGCAUGAGUUAUACGGACGAUUAUACGUGUACGAGGGGGAAGAUGAAUUCCAUGCAGGGUAAACGUCCUCAUGAAGAAGAUGACAAAGGUAGCAAAAAGAAGAAAUCGAAACUUUGUAGGAAGCAGUCUAACAACGUGAUCGGUGAAGAAAAUGAAGAUUCCUUUAAAGGGGGAACGGAUAAAUGGGAAAAUACGGACAAAAGGAAAACACAUCAAAGGGGAAGAUACGGUGGUAGUUACACAGAUCAGAACCCACGCAGUGAUCCUUGUGUUAACCGGCAUGCCGAGCAGUACGCGCACCGCAGCAAAGGUGAGAACCAGAAGGGGGAUAAAAAUCAAAUAUAUUUUGCAGGCGAAAAUUUGGACGAUACGAAGGAGGCGUCGAAUGACCAAAAGGGGAAGUAUGUCACUUCGGAAAAUAUUUCCAAAGCUAGUAAUUUCAUUCCUCUCAUGGGAGUUCAGCUUGGGAAAACAAAAAUUCAGAGGGAAUUUACAAAUGGAACAUAUGUAGGGACAGUUAUGGAGCAAAUAAAGGACCAAAAUGGCAGUCCAUUUUUCGUUGUUACGUAUGAUGAUGGGGAUACAGAAUGGAUGACGCCGUGCUUCCUAUUUCAAGAAUUGCUAAAGCAGUCAACAAACAGUGUGGAAUAUCCCUUAGCGACCACGUUUAAGGAGGUAUUCAACCCUGAAUUUAAAAAGGACUUAAAAUUAAACAAUUGUUCCUUCGAAUUAAAAAUUGAAAGACGAAAGAGGAAAAGCAAUUGUGAAAGUGCUAGCAACAAUAACAGUGUCAGCAAAAGACAGAAACAUGCACAGGAGGAAAAUUCCACAAAGAAGAAGAAGCAACAAUUUUGA
This is a messenger RNA of Plasmodium coatneyi, 5673 nucleotides long. RefSeq lists its product as uncharacterized. The transcript has a single exon. Bases 1 to 5673 code for a protein of 1890 amino acids. Lineage: Eukaryota; Apicomplexa; Aconoidasida; Haemosporida; Plasmodiidae. The record is from RefSeq and is a predicted model, not a curated record.